This is a messenger RNA of Liolophura sinensis, 2978 nucleotides long. RefSeq lists its product as uncharacterized. The transcript is spliced from 8 exons. The record is from RefSeq and is a predicted model, not a curated record. NCBI's taxonomy places the organism in Eukaryota, Metazoa, Mollusca, Polyplacophora, Chitonida, Chitonidae. Bases 89 to 910 code for a protein of 273 amino acids.
AUACCGUAACUACACGUGGUCUGAGUACUCCUGCGUUAUCCGCUUGUGAUUGCCAUUAAGUAAGUGGAUUAAAUUGUGUUCCUUGAAAAUGGCUAGCCCACAGGAUAGGAUAAAGACAGUGAAAUAUUAUGAGAAAGAUUCAGUUAUUCCUGUUGAAGAAGACUUUCUGCAUGAGUUCAAGGGUCACAGAAACCUUGCAGUUGAGGAAUUACCUCCAAGUUCACAAGUCCAUGCAAGACAAGAGAAGGCAACACGCAAAGCGGCGUCCAGAAACAUAAACGCCUUUUUGAACACGGGUAAAGGUGGCACAUUAUACAUGGGAAUUCUUGAUGAUGGGACUGUAAAGGGAAUUGACCUGACUCAGUACCAGAAAGACCAUGUUCAAGCCAGUUUGGAUGAUUUGAUGAUGCGCUAUUCCCCACCAGUGAAGCCGCAUCGAUACAAACUGCAGUUUAUUCCAGUUCUGGAUAAGGCAUUAUCAGAGCAAGCCAAACUGCAACAAUGUGCAUAUGAACAACGCAUGAUAGGUCUGUCCACUGAGGAAGAGCGGCUACGACCUCAUCAGCUACGGACAGCUCUUUUCUGCUGGUGUGACAAGGACGCCAUUGCUCAGAAAAACAUGGGCCAAAUUUCCACAUCCUAUGUCAUUGAAGUGCACAUCAAAUCAUGGGACCCAAGUGACUAUAGGAACCUAGAGGGCGCUGUAACCUCCACCAACCUUAACCCUAUUCAUGAAGAUGAAGAAGGAAAUGCCUACUUCCGAAGACAGGCCAGUGUUGUCAUGUACACUAUGGCUGAAUUGGCGGAAUUAACCAAGAGUGAAGUUCGCAAGAUUUAUGACCCACAGAUAUCAAGUUUGAAAGACGAAAUUGAGAGGUGUCUUCAGAGUUUAAAUGAACAAGAGUCAUGAUAGUUUAAUUCCUGACCUGUCAGAUGUCAAGAUGGCAAGAGAAGUUGAAACUGCAGAUGGAUACAAAUCAAGAAGGGAAGGUGCUUGAAAGUUUCAAGAAGACCAGCACUCUGGAGAGAUAUCUUUGGUUUCUUAUAUAACUGAUUAUAUGCCUCCAUAAAAAAGUGUUAUCCAUUUACUGAAUUGGUGUGUAUAAUCCUGACAAGUCUUGUAAUUCUAGACAGGUUAAAAGUCUUUUUCAAAGCUACUUUUGAUUUCUCAUGGUCAUGUAAAUGUACAUUCAAGAGGCAAGCUUAAUUUCUUAUGUUCGAUUUUUAAAGUGUGUGCAGGGGAUCUUCUGCUUGAUGAAAGCUAUUUUACUGACAACUGUUAAGUUUUACCUUUUUUUUUUCAGACAUGGUUAAUGUUUGCCCUUUCAUAUGUUAUGAUUACAUUCAUUUUCCAAAGAUAGCUGACAAAUUAUCAUUAUGAUCUCUCCUAAGUAGUGUAUAAUUUUUCAGUUUUUGUAUUAGUGUUUCUAAUUUAUCUCCGACAUUAUUCCAACAUUCCUCGUGUUCACCACCAGUGCUGUAAUUCUUCAACCUUUUCGCAUGUUUGCAAGGUGUUUAUUCAAGCAUAUUCUGGAGGCAUUAUUCUGUGUAGACUCACGAAGUUGUACUUUUGGUGAAGCCCUGAAACUGGUCAAUCCAACCAAUGUAGUUUUGUCUCCAAAAUCAGAUUAAGAUAGAGCAAGAAUUACAGUGAAAUUGCUCUUUCAUUAGGAAUUAGGAUAAUUGUACAUGUACACAAGGUCAAACCAUUCCAUACAUCUUUUACACUUUGUGAACAAGUUCACAUAUUCCGUUCAAGUUUUAGAAAGAAAUUAAGGCUUCAAAAUGGGAUUUGUCCACACUCAUAAUGGGGUUUGUCUAUAAUCAUACACUCAAAAUGGGAUUUGUCCAUAAUCAUACAUUCAAAAUGGGAUUUGUCCAUAAUCAUACAUUCAAAAUGGGAUUUGUCCAUAAUCAUACUCAAAAUGGGAUUUGUCCACACUCAAAAUGGGAUUUGUCCAUAAUAAUACAUUCAAAAUGGGACUUGUCCAUAGUCAUACUCAAAAUGGGAUUUGUCCAUACUGGGAUUUUAAGGAAAGUUUUGGUUAGGUUACAGAUUACGAAUUAAGAGUGAGAGUUUUUGGCAAGUUGCCAUUCAUUCUGGACUGACACUGUGAAACGAACUCCCUACACAUCAAUCACAGGAUGUUAAUAUCUUUACAAACAAAUCGAAAUGUUUAUCCUGUCAAAAUAUGUCUCUGUUCAGUAAGUGUAAAAUAGUCUAAUAUGUACAUUGUAUAUAGUCGGUGACCACUGUUUAUCAUAUUCAUGUACAUUAUAUAUAUACCAUAUAUACAUGAAAAUAACUUUUAGUGCGAGUUUGUGUUAUUAAUGGUUUUGCGUGGAAUAUUGGUUUUGUAGCUGAUUGAUCUCCCUCAAAAAGUCAAGUAUUAUUAUUAUUAUUCACAUACCAUAAAAGUAACCAGAAUGAAAGACACAUAAUAAAAAAAUAAAUAUUAAGCUUACAUUAAAACCAGAAAAGGCCCCUGGGCUAUGCCCAGUUUCCUCCUCAACCAUAAUGCUGGCCGCUGUCAUAUAAGUUAAAUAUUCUUGAGUACAGAGUAAAACACAGAUCAAAUAAAUAAAAUAAAUAAAUAAAAUCACAAAAGGUACGAGUUCUAAAUCGACAAUCAACAUUUUCCUCAAGUCCCCACUGCUCUUCCCCGAGUUAAUACAAGAUCACAUCUGGAAUGGUUAUUUCUCAGAUAGCAUCGUAUGGCUGACACAUGUACUGGAAUUUCCAUAUCAAAACCAGUGAAAAUGCUGGUCUGAGUGAGAUUCGAACCCACAACUGGAAUAUUCUGUCUACCACCUGCAAUACCAAGCCAGAUGGGAAUGGCUUGUUUGUCGGAGCCCACUUCAUAAUCCAGGCAUGAAUGACUUUUAAGUUAGGCUCUUAACAUUGAUGUUACAAGGUACCAUUUUUGAUACAUAUAAACAGCGCCAAAUAGAUGUCAUCAGUACACCAUGUAGCUGCC